AUGUCAUUUUCUGCUGGUGUUAUAUUUGAUGUUGAAGAAGGAGAGUGUUAUGAAACUCCAAUAGACAAACAACCAUUUAUCCCGCAUUUUGAGAAUUACCAUUUAGUUGCUUAUUUAUAUUAUGACAGUAAUUGUACAAAAUAUUAUACUAAAACUCUUUUAAGUGAAACAACAUUUACUGGAUUAAAUAGAUUUAUUUAUGGAAAUAAUAUUCCUAAAAAUACUGGUGCUAAUCUAAAAUUAAGUUCUGAUAAAAAUCAUGGAAUUAAUAAUUAUUGGUUAAGUGACUGUGCUGAUGAUGACAUUAAUAAAAAAAGGUAUAUGGUUAAUAUUCAAAACAAAACAGUCAUAAGAAAGUCUUUUGAUUAUUCUGAUAUUGAUUGCACAGGAGAACCUAUUCUUAUUGAAACUUUUAAGUGCUAUGAAGUUAAUAAUGACAGGUAUAUGGAUUGUUCACGUGCUUUUCAAAAUUAA
Entamoeba nuttalli P19 is the source of this 474-nucleotide messenger RNA. RefSeq lists its product as hypothetical. The transcript has a single exon. NCBI's taxonomy places the organism in Eukaryota, Evosea, Mastigamoebida, Endamoebidae. The coding region runs from base 1 to 474 and encodes 157 amino acids. The record is from RefSeq and is a predicted model, not a curated record.